Messenger RNA from Branchiostoma belcheri (Belcher's lancelet), 2372 nucleotides. Its product is annotated as mixed lineage kinase domain-like protein. NCBI's taxonomy places the organism in Eukaryota, Metazoa, Chordata, Leptocardii, Amphioxiformes, Branchiostomatidae. The record is from RefSeq and is a predicted model, not a curated record. The transcript is spliced from 10 exons. Gene Ontology annotation, molecular function: ATP binding; protein kinase activity. The coding region runs from base 115 to 1626 and encodes 503 amino acids. Gene Ontology annotation, biological process: protein phosphorylation; cell surface receptor signaling pathway.
ACAGUGCUGUUUCAGUGACCUAUGGCCUAGCGGCUUGCAACUUCCGGGUUUAUUGCCGAGUAAGACGAGAGGGAAGAGACUUGCAGAUCGAGUCGUCUGGUGAGAAUCUAGAAAAUGUCUGACCCGAUAUCAGUUCUAUCUACCAUCUUUAACAUUUACAAGACUAUAGCGAAGGUCGUGGAGGAGGUAAAAUGUAACAAGAAACGCUGUAAGCGGCUACAGGCGAGACUGGACAGUAUCGUGCCUGUUGUCAGUGACGUGUACACCCAGAUCGCAGACGAGAAAGUUAAAAAGUCGUACGUGAACGCCCUGGAACAGCUCCUGAGCUGUCUGAGGUCUGCCGAUACCUACAUCCAGACCUUUCGGGAGAAGAUGGGGACCAUUAAGAAGGUGUGGACACGGGACCAGGUGAAGGAAGACUUCGACGCCUUGAACCAGAGGUUGAGCGACCUCGUACCUGUCCUGACUAUGGGUAUGCAGGCCGAAACCAGAGGGAACGUUGACGCCAUGUUUAACGAAGAGACGAGAGGGAAAGAGGAUAAGGAAGAUGAAAACGAUGACUGGAAUGAGAUGCUGGUUCUCUUGAAGAAGAUGCAGACAGAUGGGGAAGCCAUGAAGCAGGAAAUGGACACCAGCUUUGAGGGGGUACGGGAUAAACUGGACGAACUGGACAACAAAAUGGAAGCGAAAACUGAAAAGACUGAUGAGGCAUUGGAAGAAAUUCGCAAGGGAGUUCAAAGACUUCUCGUUACAGAUUCGGGCAAACCGAACACCCACCCAGUGGACGAUCUGAAGCUCAUUACCAAGGACGAGUUGAUGAAUUUCAAGCUCAUCGAAAAGGGAAGCAUCGACACGGUGUACAAGGCGCAGUAUCAGAAGUGCGAAGUCGCUGUCAAGAAACUUAAAGUUCCAGACAACAGCGCCGAAUCUGAGAGGAACAUGAGCCUUGUUGUCGCACGGGAGCUCCGUAAGGAGGCGGAGAUCAUGAAGAAGGUGGAAACAGAGAACGUCGUCCGACUGUACGGGAUCUGUACCGACCCAGGUAACUACCUCAUCAUUAUGGAGUACAUGAUGAUGGGUUCCCUGAAGACCGUGCUGAAGAACACCGGCCUGCAGCUGCCCUGGAAGCGGCGGAUCCGCAUGGCUCUGGAGGCGGCGCGCGGUCUGUACGCCAUCCACAACGCCAAGCCGCCCAUGCUGCACAUGAACAUCUGCUCACAGACGUUCCUCGUCGACGAAGACCUCCAUGUCAAGGUGUCUGACUUCGGGUUCACCAAAACCCUGUCGUCGGCUGGCAGGUCAGGCCGCCGGAGGAGCACGCUUCAGUACGUCGCACCCGAGCAGCUGGCUGACAUCAACCACCCCACGGACUACAGAUGCGAGAUCUUCGCGUUGGGAAUCGUGAUGUGGGAAAUCGCCACGCGGGCGGAGCCCUAUGCAGGUAUGGAUGACAGAACCAUCAUGAAGUACGUCAUGAGAAACGGAACAGAACCAGUCCCGGAGGGAGCCGGAUGCCCCAGUCAGUACGGGGACAUCAUCGGCGACUGCAAGCAGCACGACCCGCUUCUCCGGCCUCUCACAGGCGAUAUCAUUGACAGGCUUCAGAUGCUGUACAGCUUCAUGUGAUGUCUCCAAUACGCGCAUGUGUCUUUGUAAAGCAUAUUUUAAAAAUCAUGUGGAGAGAUUGCAUCAGAGGAACAAAAUACAUGCAUUACGACCCCUGCCAGGGUCGAAAAAAUGACCAAAACUUGUUACAGCAUUAUUUACAGCAUCCAUGUAAAGAAAGUAAUAAACAGCACGUAAUGAAAAGAUCAGGUUUUGCCUUAAUUACUAAAUUGGAAAUAUUUCGGCAACAUCUAGAUUGAACAAUCAAAGUAUCAACACGUUAACGGACUCGCUCCUGGAUUUGGUCGCCGGACAGUGCCUUGGCAGCCGCACACCAUCCGGACAGAGCUGCUUCACUGUGUUUAGACAUUUAACAUGGUCACAGCAUCCUUGUAAAGAAAACUUUAUUCCACACAUUAUAAGUGCCAGAUAUAUAUUCACGCAGACGAUAUCAAUUAGAUAUGAGAUUACAUCUUCAAAAUCAUGGAAGUUAACGAAAACAGCAGCAAGUAUGAUACAUAGUAUGAGUCUAACUAAGCCAUAUAGAAAUCUCACUGCUACAGCAACACUUGAUUAGUUUCCUUUGAUGUUAUGGUAGUGUAAACAUUCUGAUUGUGUGAAACGUCAUAUGGAAUAUUACAUGCUGAGAUGCAAGUAGCCAAGGAAAUAUAGUUAGACUUAAAAGGCUAUGUACAAUGAAAAGUACUGACAGAUUCAGAACGCCAUAAAGUGAGGUAUAUCAAUAACAUUAAAAUAUGAAUUCCUAA